Leucoraja erinaceus (little skate) is the source of this 4763-nucleotide messenger RNA. RefSeq names its product HemK methyltransferase family member 1 (gene hemk1). Gene Ontology annotation, molecular function: protein methyltransferase activity; nucleic acid binding. The record is from RefSeq and is a predicted model, not a curated record. The transcript has 10 exons. Bases 345 to 1046 code for a protein of 233 amino acids. Lineage: Eukaryota; Metazoa; Chordata; Chondrichthyes; Rajiformes; Rajidae. Gene Ontology annotation, biological process: protein methylation. Gene Ontology annotation, cellular component: mitochondrion.
CACCAGCAGCAGCACCAGGGCGGGGGGAACCCGCGGCGCCGCACCCGUUUUCCACCCCGGACUGUUUCACGUGAAGCGCCGCCGCAGCCUGAGGCCGGAGGGAGUGUGCGACGGACAAACGAGCGGUGCAGGGAGCAAAAGGGGAAAUAACCCAGGAAUAGAGAAAACAACCGGGGUUAGAUGUAAACAGCAUGAACGAUUCACAGCCUUGGAGCUGAGGCCCUGACUCGUCUACUCACUGGAUCACAGAAACAGAUCAUCUGGGAUUUGUGUGCGAGGCGCCUUGAACAGUGCGAUACUUAAAAUAUAUUUAUAGCCUUCCUUGCCUGUCUGACAUUUUAAACAUGCCUGUACAGUACGUGAUCGAGGAAUGGGAUUUCCGUGAUCUAACGCUGAAAAUUAAACCACCAGUCUUUAUACCCAGACCAGAAACAGAGGAGCUGGUUAGCCUGAUUCUGUCAGAACUUGCCACAGGUGAAAAGGAACGUUGGCCCAGUUUCAAUCAGACAUCGGGCCCUGUCUUCCUGGAAGUUGGGUGUGGAUCGGGUGCCAUUAUCCUGAGCUUGUUGAAUUCCUUCAAGCAGAGUUUGGCUGUGGCAGUGGAUAAAAGCCCUGAAGCUGUCAAACUUACCAGAGAAAAUGCGGAGAGGUUGGGUGUCCACCACAGACUUCAAGAACUGCAGCUCAAUGUUAUAUCAGAUGCCUGUGAACUGGUUCGAGUCUGUGGAGCUGUGGAUGUUAUUGUCAGCAACCCUCCAUAUGUAUUCCAUGAAGAUAUGUCUGGGUUAAUGCCGGAUAUCCUCAGGUAUGAAGACCAUGAUGCCUUGAAUGGAGGAGUGGAUGGAAUGGAUGUCAUUAGAGCAAUACUGCAACUUGCUGCAAACGUUCUGAAGGACAAUGGGAAGGUUUUCCUUGAGGUGGAUCCCAGACAUCCGGUGAUGAUAGAACAUUGGCUUCAGGAAUGCCCAAAACUGCAGCUCAGCUAUCAAGCUACCCACCACGACCUCUAUGGAAAGCAACGUUUCUGCAUACUACAGAGGAAGUAAAACAAACUAAAGGACCAAGCUCCUGCCUCGUCACGCGGACUUAAAAGAGACUGAAACAUUAUUUAUGUACAAUUCCGAAAGGUUUAUAUUAAUAAAGACACAAAGAGCAGGAGCAACUGAGCAGGACAGGCAGCAUCAAGGAAAACGUGACGUUUCGGGUCGAGAUCCUUCUUCAGACUGAAGGGUCUCGACAUGAAACGUCACCCAUUCCUUCUCUCCAGAGAUGCUGCCUGUCCCGCUGAGUUACUCCAGCACUUUGACUUUUUUUGUAAAGCAACAUCUGCAGUUCCUUGCUUCUAGGUUUUUAUAUUAAGCGUUACCUAUGGAUGGAUAACAACUUCACCUGGAAGAGCAGUGUUCCUUAUGGGUUCUGUCUGCUGCUUCGAGUUACUCCACACCAAGAUACAAGGGAUGCCACGACUGUCAAAAAGUACGGUGAGACUUCCUGCAGGAAGAGGAGGAGCCACUUGACCGCCAUUAUUUCCCUUCAUCCGUCUGUCCAGGAUUUUCUACGGGAAACAAUUGAGAAAAUCUCACGGAGGUUUGCAUGAUGUAGCCACAUUUAUUUCAUUUUCUACUCUUAAAUUGGUAGUUUGAUUAGUAUGGGUGCCAGGGGUUAUGGGGAGAAGGCAGGAGAAUAGGGUUGAGAGGGAAGAAUAGAUCAGCCAUGAUUAAAUGGCAGAGUAGACUUGAUGGACCGAAUGGCCUAAUUCUGCUGCUAGAACUUAUGAACUCAUCAAAUCAUAGAUCUCCACAACAUGAAUGGAGGCUCAAUGAUCCCAAUGAUGAUGCUGAUUUGCAAAAAAAGAUACUAAGGGUAAUUCACCGGGCCAAGCAGAAUCUCAGUCUGAAGACGUGUCGUGACCCGAAACGUCACCAGUCCACAUUCUCCAGAGAUGCUGCCUGACCUGCUGAGUUACUCCUUUGUAUCUUUUUUUUUUUAACAAAUGUAGGUUUGUUCAGUCCACAAUGAGUGUGGCAUUUCUUGGUGAAGUCCUAUUUAAUGCCACCCUGGGAUUUUCUCCCCAUUUUCAUGUAAAUCAUAGAGUUAUACUGCAGGUAAACAGGCCUUUCAGCCCAACCUAUCCAUGCCGACCCAUUUUGACUAACCGAGCUAAUCCCACUAGUUUACACAUGGCCCAUACCCCUUCAAAACUUUCAUAUCCAUGUCUCUGUCCAGGUGUCUUUGAGUUUCAUAUUAGUGCCUGCCUUUGCCACUUUCCUCCGGCAGCUCGUUCCAUGGACACACGGCCCUCUGGGUAAAAAUGUUGGCCCACAGGUUUCCAAUCAAUGUACCUGUCCAAGUGUCUUUUAAAUGCCAUAAUCACGCCCACCUCUAUCAUUUAUCGGACAGCUCCUUCUAUGUACACAACUAUUGUCUGCGUGAAAAACCUGCCCCUCAGAUCCUUUCAAAAAAAUGUCCCCUCUCACCUUAAACCUAAAAAUGAAUAGAAUCUUCAAUCUUCCUGUUUCAUAAACACAGUGAGGUGUGGGGUGGGGUGGGGGGAGGAACAUUAAGGGUAACUUUUUUACAGACAGGGUGGUGGGUCUAUGGAACGAGCUGCCGGAGGAGGUAGUUGAGGGAGGUGCUAUCAUAACAUUUAAGAGACAUUUGGACAGGUACACGGAUAGGACAGGUUUAGAGGGUUAUGGGCCAAGCACGGGCAGGUGAGACUAGUAUAGUUGGCUGGCAUAGGCAAGUUGGGCCGAAGGGCCUGUUACCAUGCUGUAUGACUCCAUGACAAUAAACUCUUCUCACUAAAGAGACACGCAUACUCAGGGGUAGCAAUUUGACUCAGUGGACAACAUACAAUACAUGCAAAAUUUGCCUAAAAAAUGUAUUCACAUAAAUUAUGGUAAACCGAAUAGUUGCAUGAGUGGGUGAAAAUCAGAGGCGGAGUACAAUUCUCUUUUGUUAUUCCAUAUCAUAAUUACCGAUAUUCAUCACGGAAGAAUUUCUAUGGAAAUUCAUAGUUCAUAAGUUCUAGGAGCAGAAUUAGGCCAUUCGGUCAUUCAAUCAUGACUGAUCUAUCUCUCCCUCUCAACCCCAUUCUCCUGCCUUUUGCCCCAUAAACCCUGACAUAGAAACAUAGAAAAUAGGUGCAGGAGUAGGCCAUUCGGCCCUUCGAGCCUGCACCACCAUUCGAUAUGAUCAUGGCUGAUCAUCCAACUCAGUAUCCCAUCCCUGACUUCUCUCCAUAACCCCUGAUCCCUUUAGCCACGAGGGCCACAUCUAACUCCCUCUUAAACAUAGCCAAUGAACUGGCCUCAACUGCCUUCUGUGGCAGAGAAUUCCACAGAUUCACCACUCUCUGUGUAAAAAAUUAUUUUCUCAUCUCGGACCUAAAAGACUUCCCUCUUAUCCUUAAACUGUGACCCCUAGUUCUGGACUUUCCCAACAUCGGGAACAAUCUUCCUGCAUCUAACCUGUCCAACCCCUUAAGAAUUUUGUGAGUUUCUAUAAGAUCCCCCCUCAAUCUUCUAAAUUCUAGCGUGUACAAGCCAAGUCUAUCCAGUCUUUCUUCAUAUGAAAGUCCUGCCAUCCCAGGAAUCAGUCUGGUGAACCUUCUCUGUACUCCCUCUAUGGCAAGAAUGUCAUUCCUCAGAUUAGGAGACCAAAACUGUAGGCAAUACUCCAGAUGUGGUCUCACCAAGACACUGUACAACUGCAGUAGAACCUCCCUGCUCUUAUACUCAAAUCCUUUUGCUAACCUGACACCUUAACUAAUCAAGAAGCUAUCAAUCUCCACCAUUAAAAUAUCCAUUGACUUGGCUUCCACAGAUGUCUGUGGCUACGAAUUCCACCGAUUCACCUGCCUCCUACAGAAAUUCCUCCUCAUCUCUUUACGAAAGGUACAUCCUUUUAUUCUCAGGCUGUGUAUGGCCUCUGGUCCUAGACUCUUCCACUAGUGGAAACAUCAUCUCCACAUCCACUCGAUCAGUAAGUUUCAAUGAGGUCCCUCCCUCAUCCUUCAAAAGUAAAACAUGAAGCAUUCUGCAAUUAAAUUGAAUAUUAAGCAAGGCUUUUAUGAGGGCCAGUGUGACAUUGCUUCUGUCUGUAGUGCUUUCUGAGUAUAACCAACUCUAGUGGAAGAAUGAAACAUGGGACUUCCUGUCUGUGUGGAUUAGUCACAGGUCAGAUGUAUUACUCUGAGUCAAUAUGGACUCUGAAGACAUUGCCCUCAAGGCAUUAAAUUAAAGGGCGGCACAGUGGUGCAGCUGUAGAGUUGCUGCCUCACAGCACUCGGGACCCAGGUUCAAUCCUGACUACGGGUGCUGUGUGUACGGAGUUUAUACGUUUACUCUGUGACCGAAUGGGUUUUCUCCAGGUGCUCUGGUUCAGUUUAGAGAUACAUCGUGGAAACAGGCCCUUUGACUCGCUGACUUGGUGGACCGAAGGGCUUGUUUCCACGCUGUAUCUCUAAAACUAAAAUUAAAAACUAAAACCUCUAUGAGAUUACCCCUCAAUCACCCGAGUUCAAAGGAAUAUAGACCUAGCCUGUCCAAUCUCUCCUUAUAUCUCAGUCACUCGAGCCCUGGCAAACCUUGUAAAUUGGUUUCUCAAAUCUUGAGGGGAUUCUGAAAGAAAAUAUAUAAAUGCAUUUGAACAGGCAGGGUUUCAAGAGGGAUAGUCAAAUCAUCUAAGCAAUGAGCCCAGCGCACAUCCCUGAUGCACACCACUGGUCACAGGCAAAGGCACAAAUUGUUGGAGUAAUG